AUGUCAACAUUGAAACAUGCUAUGGAUGGUGAUGAUGACGAGGAUGAUGACGAUUCAUCCGAUGAUGACUUUGAUUUGGUUGUUACUAAAGAAUUGAAACCUGGAGCAAUGUUACCAACAGAAAUGAAUGAUGAUGAAGAUGAGGAUGGAGAUUUUGAACCAAAUCAAGAAGAUGAGGAUGAUGAAGAUGAUGAAGAUGAAACAGAAGCCAAAGAAGGAGAACAAGUAGUUUCCACUACUGAUGAAGAAGGUGAUGAAUCAAAGAAAGAGGGUGAUGAGUCAGAUAAUGUUGUGGAUAAACCUGAAGAAACCAACAUUACUGAUACAUUUAAUGAACCACUUCCUCAAACUAUGACUCUUGCCACAGAUUUACCUGCUGAAGAAGAUGAAGCAGAGAGUUCUGAACAGGAAGAGGAAGAAACAGUUGAGCUUACUGAAGAAGAAAAGGAAAAGCAAGAAAGAAAGGAAUUGGCGAAAAAGAUGGCCCUUAAGAAAUAUAUUGAUGAUAUGAAAGAGGAAGCUAAGGCAGCCCAAGCCUACAUGUCAGAUGAAUGCGAAGAAGAAGAUGAUGAAGGAAAUGUGUUGGACUAUAAGACAUUCGAUGACUUGAACGAUAUGGAUGAAAAGGAAAUUGAAAAAGAAAUUGGAGACUUUGUCACAUUUUCUGAUUCUGAUCCAGAGGCAGAAGACAUUUAUGGAAAUGAAGAAGCAGAAAGUGAAAUUACCGGUCUUUCAGACGAAGAGGAAGAUGAAACCAUGUCCAUGAUGAGCUUUGGAGGAGAUGACGAUGAUGAAUAUGACAUAUUAGGGGCAAGAAGAAAGAAGAUUGUCUCUGCCAAACUAACACCAAAACAACUUGCUGCACAAUUGGAAAAGAAUCAAGAAAAUCUUAAAACAUUACAAAGAAAGGAUGGUGGUUAUGGUCAAUUCUCAUCCAGAGGUUCUAAACUUCUCAAUAUGACCCUUUCAAAGAUUGCAAUCCCAUCCACAUCAAAAUCUGAUACAAAGCAGGAAGUAGAAAGGAAGGAAAGAAAGGAAGCUGAGGAGAAAAAGAAGGAAGCUGAAAAGAAGCAAAUGGAAGCUUAUAGAAAUGCCAUCAAGAAGAGAAAACGUGAAAUUGAAAAACAAUCAUUAUCUCUCGUAGACAAUGAUGAACCAUCAUCAAUGAUGCCUACUCCAUCUUUGGAUUCAAUUUCUUCAUUUUCAAACUCUCAAGAAUUGUUAUCCAUCAUGCAAUCAUCAACAUCCAAACAAGGAAGCCAAAAAGGCCAUAAGAACACCAGUAGUGUGUCCAAACCAUCCUUCUUGAACAAGUCAAAUCAUAACCAAAAAGCUGCCAAACAAUUUGCUGCCAAACAACAAAAACUCCAACAAAAGAAGAGCAAAGAAUCUGUAUCCUUAUUCAAUUCAUCCGUUUCUGAAAAACCAAAGAAAAAGAAGAAGACAACAAAGAAAAAGUAA
Molecule: messenger RNA, 1461 nt
Organism: Naegleria gruberi
Lineage: Eukaryota; Heterolobosea; Eutetramitea; Acrasida; Naegleriidae
Exons: 1
Coding region: 1-1461 (486 amino acids)
Source: RefSeq, a predicted model, not a curated record